AUGCUUCUCCCAUCAGCCCUCCCAUGCGAUGUGCGCCGGUCGUCUCGCUUCACACCCAGUCGCCUCUUCUCAACACCUCCCCCCUCCGACUCAGGAUCUGCGUCAGGCAACGGCCUCCUCGGCACAUGCCGCGCACUACAGUCUCUACUCAAUGGAUCGCCCGCACCUCCAUCGCGCCGAUCAGUAAAACCUCAACGCCUCCAGAGCCCCCUUCCCUUCAACACAGCCCGCCGCUCGCCGCGAUCGCAAAAAGCCGCCCGACCCGUUUCUCCCAGACCUACACCACCCCCCAGAACUGCCGCUCUCACACCUCCCCCUCCUCCCUCUGCACCCGCACGCGGCGCAAACAAGCGCCGCCGCGACACUUUCGAUGAUGACAGUGACGCGGAGAUGAGUCGCCCGCGCAACCGCUUUGCGACUCCCAAACGUCACUGCCACGUUCCCCACGACAUGCCUCUCGGCCUUUCCUCAACAGACUUCUACUCUCUACACUCCCCUCCCGUCACCGAAUCUCCUCCUUCUCCUCCCCGCCGGAUGGACUACAAGAUCCAAACUGGCUCGCAAAUCGACCCCGACACCCCCCUGCCCUCCAUCGAGGGCACAGAGUGCGCCACUUCGGCUCCACAAGACAAGUGGACUCCCGAAGAAGAUCAACGUCUCAUCGAGCUGGUCCUCGAGAAAUUCCGCCUCUCCCAAGCCGAAUGGGACGAGUGUGCGCGCCAAAUGGGCCGCAGCCACGCCGGGUCCAGGUGGCAGUCCCUCGUCGGCGAGGGUCGUGUCGGCCUGCACUCGCGUCGGCGUUGA
Messenger RNA from Penicillium paradoxum, 804 nucleotides. RefSeq lists its product as uncharacterized. NCBI's taxonomy places the organism in Eukaryota, Fungi, Ascomycota, Eurotiomycetes, Eurotiales, Aspergillaceae. The coding region runs from base 1 to 804 and encodes 267 amino acids. The record is from RefSeq and is a predicted model, not a curated record. The transcript has a single exon.